AGGUGUGGGAGGCCGUAAAGCACGCGAAGAAGCCUAGAAUCCAUACUUUCAUUGCCACAAGUGAGAUCCACAUGAAGGCCAAGCUCAAAAUGACCAAGGAGCAAGUGAUGGAGAAGGCAACUAGCAUGGUCAGUUACGCCCGGAGCCUUGGCUGUCCUGAUGUUGAAUUUAGCCCUGAAGAUGCCGGCAGAUCUGAUAGGGAGUUUCUUUAUCAAAUACUUGGAGAAGUUAUCAGAGCUGGAGCAACAACCCUUAAUAUCCCCGAUACCGUUGGUUAUACAAUUCCCUCAGAAUUUGGACAGCUGAUUGCUGAUAUAAAAGCCAACACCCCUGGAAUUGAAAAUGUUAUCAUUUCAACACACUGUCAUAAUGAUUUAGGGCUUGCGACAACCAACACUUUAGCUGGAGCAUGUGCAGGUGCGAGACAGUUAGAAGUGACCAUAAAUGGCGUUGGUGAGAGAGCUGGAAAUGCUUUAUUGGAGGAGAUGGAAUUCGGGCUCGUAUCAGAAGAUGGGGUGGUUCUAGGGACCCGUGUGCGGGGAGUGUCACCAGAUGAUACGAUCCUAGAUCUUAAGGCCAGGAUUUUUGAGAUGAAUGAGGGAGAUGCCAUGGUCUCGAGGCAAACCCUCUACUUUGGUGGAGAGGAAUUGGAGGUGGACCGAAAAAUUAGUGACUAUCCAAAUCUGCUUAAGGAACAGAUCACUGCCUUUGCUUUUGGAGACUUGGCGCAGAAAGAUAUCCUCACCUUCUCUACUAGGAUCAACCCUCAGCCUCUGUGUGGAUGGAGACCUGGUGAAAAUAUUCAACGAUGUUACCCUGGAACCGUCGCCAACACCGCCCAGUCCGUAACUAGGAAGAGAACUAGGGAAGAAGAGCAAGCCGAGGAGGCGGCGGCAGCUGGGGCAUGGGCAGUGGUGCCUGAGCCUGCAGAUUAAUCUGCUCUUCCGCCGGUGGCCUUUUAUUGAUCCAUGUCGACUCAGUCUAGUUUCAAUAGAUUUGGAUCUUUAUCUUUAUCCGAUCCAAUCCAUAAUAAUAAUGACUAAUAGUAGUUGUUAUGUUACCUGGCCCGCCGGCCGCCCCCUAUUAAUGAAUGACUUUUACCACU
Molecule: messenger RNA, 1105 nt
Organism: Cuscuta campestris
Lineage: Eukaryota; Viridiplantae; Streptophyta; Magnoliopsida; Solanales; Convolvulaceae
Source: the annotation of a GenBank genome assembly